AGUAGGCUGGCCUCUAAACGAAGGCCAGGGCGCCAGCGAAAGGCUCACCGAAAGGGGGAACAUGGAAGGCCGUGGAGACUGGAAACGUGGGAAGGGGGCAGGCUUGUCUAGGCCGGGCAGGCCAGGACCAGGCGGACUCGUUAUGUCUCGUGGCCUCCCCUUGAGCCUGCCGACGAAUUCCUUAAGAGUGCAAGGAGUCCUGAGACCAGCUCUGCAGUGGGUGACGGGUGAGGAACGUCCUGGUGUAAGAGAAGAUGUUUGUGGAAUAAUAGGAUUUGAAUUUUUUGAAAUGAGCAGUCGUAAAUCAAAGAGUAACAACUUAAUACACACAGAGUGCCUUUCACAGGUACAAAGAAUUUUACGUGAAAGAUUCUGUCACCAGAGUUCACAUAGUAGUCUCUUUGGAGUGCAAGUACAGUACAAACACUUAAUUGAGCUGCUAAAAAGAACUGCUAUCCAUGGAGAAAGUAACUCUGUGCUUAUUAUUGGACCUCGAGGAUCAGGAAAGACCACGUUAGUAAAUCAUGCUUUGAAGGAACUCACAGAAAUAGAAGAAGUGAGCAAAAAUGUGUUACAGGUUCAUCUAAAUGGACUGCUGCAGAUAAAUGAUAAAAUUGCCCUGAAGGAAAUUACAAGGCAGUUAAAUCUGGAAAAUGUAGUUGGAGAUAAGGUUUUUGGAAGCUUUGCUGAAAACCUUUCAUUUCUUCUGGAAGCUUUAAAAAAAGGUGACCGGACUAGCAGUUGCCCAGUGAUCUUCGUAUUAGAUGAAUUUGAUCUUUUUGCUCAUCAUAAAAACCAAACACUACUGUAUAAUCUUUUUGACAUUUCUCAGUCUGCACAGACUCCAGUAGCAGUUAUUGGUCUUACAUGUAGAUUGGAUAUUUUGGAACUGUUAGAAAAAAGAGUGAAGUCACGCUUUUCUCACCGGCAGAUACACUUAAUGAAUUCAUUUGGUUUUCCACAGUAUGUUAAAAUAUUUAAAGAACAAUUAUCUCUACCUGCAGAAUUUCCAGACAAGCUUUUUGCUGAGAAGUGGAAUGAGAAUGUUCAGUGUCUCUCAGAAGAUAGAAGUGUGCGAGAAGUACUACAGAAGUACUUCAAUGUCAGCAAAAACCUGCGGUCAUUACACAUGCUAUUGAUGCUUGCCUUAAAUCGAGUAACAGCAUCACACGCAUUUAUGACUGCAGCCGAUCUAAUAGAAGCAAACCAGCUGUGUAGCAUGGACUCUAAAGCAAAUAUUGUACAUGGUCUGUCAGUCUUGGAAAUCUGUCUUAUAAUUGCAAUGAAACAUUUAAAUGACAUCUAUGAAGAAGAGCCCUUUAAUUUUCAAAUGGUCUAUAACGAAUUUCAGAAGUUUGUUCAAAGGAAGGCUCAUUCUGUUUAUAAUUUUGAGAAACCUGUUGUCAUGAAGGCUUUUGAACAUUUACAACAAUUAGAAUUAAUAAAGCCUAUGGAAAGAACUUCAGUAAAUUCACAGAGAGAGUACCAACUGAUGAAACUACUUUUGGAUAAUACUCAAAUUAUGAAUGCUCUACAGAAGUACCCCAACUGUCCUACAGAUGUUAGGCAGUGGGCAACAUCUUCACUAAGCUGGUUAUGAAUAUAACCAGUGACUUCAGUGUUGGCGUUUCAGGCAUACUUCUCCAAAGAACUAAAAGCUAUUGUCCUUUAACAAGAUAUGUUACUACAUUUUCUUAUAUUUAUAAACAUUUUGUAUUUAUGGGAGGCUGUUGCACAUGUAGUAUCUUGACUGUAUCUUGCCUCUGAAUCAGAAGCAGUUAUAUGAUUUAUAGUUCUAGUGAUUGAUUUAGAUUAUGUUCUAAGUAGCAGUUCAAAAGAAUAAAAUGUGACUGUUUUAGAGAUUGGACCAUAUGUUUAUUUAACACUUGUAAAGUAUUUAUGUGGUCCAUUUGAAGAGUUCAUUUCAACCUAGCAGCCAGAUGUUUUUAUAAACCUUAAGCCAAAGCAGUAAAGAAACUAUGAUAAGAAUUGAAGUGUAAUAAGUAAUCUUUUACUUAUUACAGUAGAAUAGUACAGUAGGGGUGCUGCUUUUUUACUUUUUGGUACACAUGCAAAUUUUGAAUUCUAUCGCAGACCUAGGUCUUCUGGUUCGGGAGACUGACUAGCUUAGCCAAAAGAUGGUUCACAUGGAAGAAAAAAGCCAAGGAGUUUACAUUUUUCUUCUAGACUUGUCAAACCAUCUACAUCAGAAUCCCUUGUAGGUUUUUUUUAAAAUGCAGUUUCUUGUGCCUACCUUAGGCCAAAAGAAUCAGAAUUUGCCUUUUUAGCAAGUAUUCUAGAGAUUCCUGGAAAAUUACUCCCAUAAAUAAGUGUUUGGCAGUGUUAGCUGAAUCUGUUUCUAUCAAAAAGUAAAUACCUAAGAAGAAUGUGGAAAUGUCAGUCAAAGCAUUGCCUUGUAAACUCAGUGAUCCAUGAACUAACACAGGUACACGUUUAAAAUGAAAUUUAAUAAGCAUUCAGUGUUAGUGACUUCAUUUGUUUAAGGAUAUUUGGUUACCUACUGUGUGCACAGGAGAAAGCUUACAAAAGAUAAAGUCUCCAUCUUUAUGCAUUCUAUAAUCCAUUUAGCUGUCAGAGGCCCUAUGAUAUUUAGGUAGUGUUAUUUACAAAUUAGAAAAUAACACAGUCGUGGCAGUAUCCAGAAUCACAUGGGUUGGCAAUGACUGACAGACUCUGUAAUUCAACUCAGGUUUGAUUGACACCAGAGCCCUAGCUAUUAAGACUUGAAGUUCAACGAUAGGUUCCUUACCAUAUUUUUUAAAAUAUGCUCUAAGGAACAAUUUAUCUGGCUUUUAAGAAGUGUUGGGUAUAAAGUAGAAUAUAAGAUUUCUGUGCAUAGAGUAGCUCUUCAGUAGUUAAAACCUGUUCUUUUGCAUACAUAGCCUUUCUUUCCCAGCAUAAAAAGCUAAUAAGCCUUCUAGUCUUCAGAUCAGUGUCAUUUUCUUUUCAGCAGUGUCUCAUUAAGGCUAAGGCUUACAUACUGGUUCUGAGCCAGUCUAUGUAUUUUAGUGGAUAUUUUGCCAAAAUACUUUACAUGGUAGCAUCACUAUUAUUACUAGAAGCAAGGAUUUUACACUUGAGCUAUAAAUGUCCCUUUAAAAAAAAUUCUGAACUAUGUUAGGAAAGUACUAUCUGCCUUAAAGGGUAAUGGCCUAAAUGAACUAACUUGAGGACUGCGGGUCUUUAUUAGCUUCAGAUGCCACUUGAGAGCUGAGAGCCCUCAUUUGCUUCCCUGGCUACAGAAGAUCCAUCAACAUUCAGUAUACACAUUAAAAAAUUAAGUAGCAAGACGGUUUUCAUUUUCAGUGAUUGAGGUAAAUAUGAAAGUUAUAAAGCAAAUUAGAAAUAGGUUAUCAUGUCAUACAAGUGAAGUAUAUGCCUACAUUCCAAAGGCGUUUUUGCAGAGGAGGGAUAUUAAUGUUCCCUAAUACAAAGAAACUAAAAUGUAUUUUCAAAAUUUUUGAACACACUUUAUCUCUUAAAUUGCUUGAACUAUCAUCAAUACAAUAAAAACCAAAGCAGAAGAGCCCUGAAAAAACUUUCAAGAAUAAUGCAAACUUACAAGCAUGGAUUAAAGAUAUUUCCUUCAUUUACUAGAGGAAGAAAGACAGUAAAAACAAAAAUUUAUGAAUGCUCUUGGAUCAUCACACUGAAAAGCAGAUGAAAAGGAGUGUUACUUCAGUGCAGUUUUUACUGCUGUGUUCUCCCCAAGUGGCCCACCAAAAACAAUCUUGUUAAAAAAGACCUCUCCGAUUCACAUGCACGCACAUGGCUCGAAUCCAAAAUUGGCCCAAAGUGAAUGGUUCCAAAAUUAACUGUCCACAUUACUGUAUCAUAAUGCUAUGUAUGUUGAAAAUGAUCUAUUAACUUCCUAAAGAAUCUGUUUUGCAGAACACUCUAUGGAAAAUGAUUGUCUUUCUGUAGAGAUUCCAUGCAGAUUCCACCAUGGUUUGCACACCACAGCCUAAGUGCUGCCGUUUCCUUCACCUUUACCCUAAAAAAACCUGAGAAUCCAUUGGUGUAUAUACUGUGACACAAUGCCAACAAGCCUUUGGCAUCCUAAUACUGGCAGGACUGACAUAUAUACUCAGGUGGGAAUGUAAUCUGUUUAGACAACAAAGGAGAGAAAUGCCACAAUUAACAAACCUCCCCUCUUUCUUUCACCUCUAUCUCCAUUCUUGCAAAUCUCAAGGUGUAUGUCUCACUUUAAAUUACAAAGCUACAACUCCCCUCUGUAAGAACAUAUAGCUGAAGAAAAACUGCAUAUGCAAAUCAUAUCAUAUUCAUUUUUUUUAUUUAACUUGGGGAUGGAAUGGGGAUAGCAUACAUUUUAUUUGUACAAUAUUUAACAAUCACUUAUCCAAGGUGGGGUUUAAGGGGAUUUUUUUGUUUGUUUUAGCUUUCUGUUAAAUACUUGCAGAAAAAACAGCAAGUACAGUUUGACAGUAGUACAACAACCUGUGCCCAAAACACUAACAAGAAAUACAGAGUAAAGCUAAAAUAACUGCUUACCCAUAUUUUGAGAGGUAACAAAUAGGAUAUGGGUUGAGACUGCGUAAAAAACAUACUGCUGGUUGAAUAUCUGAGGUAAAUGAUGUUCAGUCAAGAUGCUACUUGUAUUGUUUUGCCCAUAAUUGGUAAAUAAUUUUAUGCACAUUAUACCAAAUGUUCCUAAAAAGUAAGUUUUCAAAAAAGUAAAAAAGAGAAACUCGAAAAUAUCUAUGAUGAAGCAUUCUUUUAAAAAACAGCAAUCAGUUUAUUCCACUGAACUAGCCGGCCAGGAUUUUUCCCUGCCACCUGCAUUUUACUUAAAUGUAGCUGUUAGUGGCGAGGAAAAGGGGCAGAAGAGAUUCUUUUUAAAUUUCAUGAUACAUGAUUCCAUUUUUAAAUUCCAAAGGUGUUGGGUUUUUUUCCUGAUUGUAUUUUCAAAACAUCACCAUGAAAGAUAGUGCAAGUUCAUGGGACCAACAAUUGUGAGGCACAGUCUCUGUUCUGGAAUUCACAAGGUACCUGUAAUAAACAUUCAAACAAGAAUCACAUCACAUGCUAAAAACUUCCUAGCAUCU
Molecule: messenger RNA, 5087 nt
Organism: Cynocephalus volans (Philippine flying lemur)
Lineage: Eukaryota; Metazoa; Chordata; Mammalia; Dermoptera; Cynocephalidae
Gene: ORC4
Product: origin recognition complex subunit 4
Exons: 14
Coding region: 62-1600 (512 amino acids)
Biological process (GO): DNA replication; DNA replication initiation
Cellular component (GO): nuclear origin of replication recognition complex; nucleus
Molecular function (GO): DNA replication origin binding; ATP hydrolysis activity
Source: RefSeq, a predicted model, not a curated record